AUGACAAACCUCCUGAAGAAGAUGUCUCGCCUAACGGACAAUGACCCAAGAUCCAGGAGGAUCCCGCAGCUCGAGCCGCACCAAGGCCGGGAUAUCCUGGAGAAGAAAUCCCUACCCGGCAAUGCGCACCAAGCGGAAGAGGUGCGCGAGAACCUCCAGCAGCUUCAAGAAAGGGCAGCCAAAUCGAUGAUGCGGCAGGUGGAUGUGGACUGUGGGCUACACUACAGUGAGUGUCCUGGGCUUCCAGGAAUACCCAUGAGCUCACCAAAAGCUAGGCGAAAGCAGCAUCAUGGAAAGCAGGAAGACGUCUCAGGGAUCUUCCUGGGGGCUACCCAGAUCUCCCCUGCUCUGCCUGUUCCUGACCUGCUGGUUCCCGAUGUUCCUGUGCCGACGGUCGAUGCUCCGCCCCCUGUGAUUCCCACACCGCCUGUGCCUGAUGUUUCUAACCUGCCUGUGCCUGAUGUUUCUGACCUGCCCCCAGAGGUUCCCACUCCACCGAUUCAGGUGUCCGUGCCUCUGGUUCCAGUCCCGGCAGCUGACGCGCCACCCUGCGAGGCUCCAGUCCCGGCAGCUGACGUGCCGCCCUGUGAGGCUCCAGCUCUGCCCACAGAGGCUCCUGCACCACCUGUCCCUGCUCUGCUCACAGAGAUCCCUACUUUGCCCGUCCCUGAGGCUCCUGCUCUGCCCGUGGUUCCAGUCCCUCCGGCUCCAGUCCCCCCGGUUCCUGUACCUCCGGCUCCGUCCCCCUGGUUGUUGAUCCAGCUCCCACACCACUGGCUCCCUUCGUCCCUAUCCCUGUCCCCGAAGAGGUCCCGGACUGUCCGACCACCGCUCCUUUCCCCUGGGGAAGGAGGAGCUUGA
Paramormyrops kingsleyae is the source of this 861-nucleotide messenger RNA. The record is from RefSeq and is a predicted model, not a curated record. NCBI's taxonomy places the organism in Eukaryota, Metazoa, Chordata, Actinopteri, Osteoglossiformes, Mormyridae.